AUGAACAUUCAAGUGUGCAGGGAUCUAUCAGACGCUGUGGCCCUUUACCUGCCGCAGCGUUUGUACCUAAAAUCUUUUGCAAAGCUUAACAUUUCUGUGCAGCUUCCUUCCAACAAGGUUCACGGCAAGUCAAUUUCCAAUUGGGAACUCAUGGAGAAGCUUCGAAAGAUGAUUCUACCUGAUAAUUUUUCCGUAUUGAAAGUGACGAAGCAUAGUUCUGAAAGUAUACGUUUUGACGCUGAAUUAGAAAGUCGUGAUAAACUAGAGCGAGUUAUAGCUAGACUCGAGGAUCGUAUCGUGCAAUUAAAAGAGUAUCCGGACCAACUCAAGGUUCGGGUAUGUGAGGCAAAGUCUGACUUCCCAACUCGUCAUGAUUGGGAUUCUUUUUUCCGCGACGCGACAGACAUGGACGAAAUGAAGCCUGGUGAACGUCCAGACACUAUUCAUAUAUCUAAUCUUCCAAUCAGAUGGUUUGUAAAUGACAAAGAGCCAGAUGAGGAUGCACCUCCUUCUGAGAGUAUAUUUAAGAAGGCUUUUGAGAAAUUUGGCUCUAUUCGGCAAGUGGAUGUUCCGGCUGCUGAUCCAUUUAGAAUGCAAAUGAAAUCAACCAUGAGGGGUAUAACCACCCCACCACAAGAUGCAGCCCUAUAUUUUGAGGGUUAUAUCCAAUUCAGUGAAUAUGUUAGCUUUGUUCGCUGUAUGGAUGCCCUUAGGGGAAGAAAACUUCUCCGAAAAUGUGAUGACAUUGGUGAGUGGUGCGGGAUCAAAAUAGAUUUUGAUAAGACAAAACAUAUGACCGAUGCUGCUGUUAAAAGACGGGCUAUUGUACGAGAAAGACUGUUAGCUCGUCAAAAAGCUAAGGACGAGGAAGAAAAACUGGAGAAAGAGAGGAUAGCUAAGAGAGAAGCUAAAGAAAGACAAAAACAUGACCGGUCUGAACGUGAAAAGCUAGAGAAAAUGCGAGAGAGGGAGGAGCGUAGAAAGAAAAAGCAGCUAGCCAAGCUAAUGGAACGUGACAACAUGGACCUGAACAGCAAAGUAAAUGAGGAGCAGAGAAAACUUCUUAAAAUACAGAAGAAACUCCAGGCUCUGAGACUUAUAGAAGAAUUGUUUAGAAGGAUAGAGCUCCGUCCAGAGUUACAACACGGCAGUAGCAGAAAUGAUUACUACCAACCUGGAGAGCGCACCGCGCGUGUUCGUAUGAUCGACAAGUACAAGCGACAGCAGGAGGAAUUGUUGGAGGCGCAAAGGAACCACCUAAAGAGUGCCCUGAAUGGUCGUAUUGUAAUCCGCUCGGCGUUAGAAACAAAGAAACCCAAACGUGAGUCUUCCAUCAGCUCAAUUUCUUCGGAUGAACGCGACACGCGCAAGAGAAUCAAGACAGAAAAGUUGUCCACGCCUGAACGUGAGAUGGAGUAUAACAAGGCUACAGCUGGUCUUUACGGCAUGCCGUACGGUUUCGGCUAUCCGUUCGCGUGCCCGCCUGCAUACGGCUACCCACCACCGCAAACGUCGAUGUACUACCCGGUGCGCGGCGCGUACUACCCGUCGCCCGACGUGUACCGCGCGCGGGCGAGGGGCCGGGGCCGGGGCCGGGGCCGCCCGCGCAUGCCCUACUUCCACGGGCCCGACGCCAGCCACCAGUACUACAAAUAUUUCAAGAAGUUAUCAGAAGCUGAAUCUCGUACCGAGCACGAUGAGAGAAUGCGGUCCCGCUCGCGGUCUCGCCGCCGCUCGUACUCGCGGUCACGGUCGAGGUCACGCCGCCGGUCACACACACGGUCACGGUCUCACAGCCGCCGAUCCAGAAGCCGACGAUCCAGGAGCAGGAGAUCCAGAUCUAGGAGUAGAAAAUCUCGCUCGUACGACUCCCGCUCACGGUCCAGAUCCCACCGGCGCUCCCGUUCUCGAGCACGGCGUUCCCGUUCGCGGUCUAGACCUCAUACCCCCCCCAGCGCUAGGAGCGUUCCCCUCGACAUUCACGCUGCAGAGGGGAUCAUAGCUGACGGCAAAAAGUUGGUGUCCCCCGGAGUGAUGAACCCACGUCGAUCGAGGAGCUGGUCUUCACCAAAAGGAGGCGACAAAGCCUGGUCUAAAAGUCCUAAAGAAAACUAA
Messenger RNA from Arctia plantaginis, 2115 nucleotides. The record is from the annotation of a GenBank genome assembly. NCBI's taxonomy places the organism in Eukaryota, Metazoa, Arthropoda, Insecta, Lepidoptera, Erebidae.